Medioppia subpectinata is the source of this 585-nucleotide messenger RNA. NCBI's taxonomy places the organism in Eukaryota, Metazoa, Arthropoda, Arachnida, Sarcoptiformes, Oppiidae. The record is from the annotation of a GenBank genome assembly.
GAAGACAUCAACAAAUCGCUGGUCAAACACAACGAAGAACUGAAGAGACAAUUGGCCGCCAAAGACAAACAGCUAUCGGUUCUCAAGACAAACAUAUCAUCGCUUUAUAAGACAGCGAAGGCUGAGAUCGAGCGCAAGAAGCGAGAGAUGACUGCUUUGCGCGAAGAGUUGGACUCAAUUAUCUUCAGGAGAUUGAAGAGAUGUGACACCAAUUGUGACACAAAUACGGAUCAAUUGAAUGCCAUCGUUGACCACAAAGUGAUGUUUUGCGAUAAAAGUACCAACACUUCAGACAAAGACAUUCACUUUUCAGACAACAAUCGUCUCAAUAGUAAUCAUAAGAGUACUGAGAGGUCGACAAAAGUGGUAAACAAAGAGUUAAAUAGACGGGAAAGAAGUCGGAGUCGGUCUCGAAGAAGCAUUUCACGGGAACGACAGCCAAAUAGUCACCGAAACAGCGGCCAAAAGAACUCAAAGAGUUAUUCAUCGAAACGAUGCGAAGACAACCGAAGAAGUAGUGGCAGUAAAUCGACCACUGAUUGCAAACCAUAUACAAAGAUUCGCCAAAAGAGUUCACAUAACAGA